GCCAAGGGGAUGCAUCGGCGCAGCAAGGCCUCUUCGGGCAGCAGGCGAGGCGUAGUAACAGCACAUCCACCGGUUGACUGGCCCGGCUACUGCAAGCUGCCCAUCUCGCUGCGGCUGUGCCUCGAGAAGCCUGCCAACGGACCUACCGGUUCAGGUGAGUGGCAACGAGGUGCGCAACACCAUAGAUCUCCUCCUUGUGCAUGUUGUUGGUUGUCAUGUCAGGCAGCGACAAGUCGGAGAUCCUCGAGUAUGGGCGGCUGUCGACGCAGAAGGAGACCCACGGCAGGGCCUUGCGGAUCACGAGUGCGCACGUGCAGGGCGUCGUCGUGGAGGCGCGGCCCAAGAGCUCAUUCCUCCUCGUCAGGAGUAUGCAAUGCACCCGUUCACCUCACCACGCACACACGGCCAAGGAGGGAGAGAGCAGUUUGUGUGUCGCGUCAGUUGACGACGGGACGGGCAUCGUGGGCUGCAUGCUUUGGCAUAACCCGCCUCCAGUCUCCGAAGGAGCGAGGGACCUGAUUGAGUGCGGUGGUACCGUUCGACAAAAGGUAAUGGGGGAGGGAUUGGGGCGAUGUGCACGUUGAAGGCUUUCGUGAGUGUGGCACUGUUCUGUGUGUUCCGUUUCAGCUGCUGGGGAAGUUUGUGUCGGUGCGAGGGCGGCUGAGGCGGAACUGGAAGAACGACGGGGAGAGGGAGAUGAACAUACAGGAGAUCGGUCAGCGCAGGGAGUUCUCAAUUGAGCUUACAGUCACCAUCAUCUUUUCACCUCCCUGUCAUGUCUGCAGGCAUCCUGUCUGACCCCAACGCCGAGACGCUGUGGAUGCUCGAGCUGUGUCAGGCAGGUACGUCCACGCAACGGACAGACACUGAUGCGACCAUCCCUCCCUCAUUGACGCACCCAUUCCUGCCUGUGCCCUCCGGUUUAGCCAAGGAAAUUGCCCGCGCCACUGCGCCCGAUGGCGACCCGCCUCCCUCGAGUAACGGGGAUGGCAUAGUAUCCGAGCUGAAGGAGGUGACUGUGGAGCGUGGGAUGGCGCGGCUGCUGGGGCCCGACGACGAGGGGAGGGGUGGGGUGGGGGAAGAGAGCAUGGACGUCGUGUUAUGAAGGGAGUGCGUUAAUGGUAUGGAAGGUGUCUGUCGGCGGGCAGUGGGUGCCUCAUCUCUGCCAGCCGUUCGUCAGCAGAUCUCCUGUGGACGGUGGCAGUCCGCACCGCUCACAGCAGAUGUGCUGUAGAAGGUGAAGCAAGAAUGGGCGCGCCAGCGUUACGCUCAAUCGCAAUGAGUCGGUUGUCUCUGUC
Molecule: messenger RNA, 1298 nt
Organism: Vitrella brassicaformis
Lineage: Eukaryota; Vitrellaceae
Source: the annotation of a GenBank genome assembly